CGCCUCCUCCUUUUCUUCUUCUUCUUCUUCUUCUUCUUCUUGAUCAUCAUCUUCUUCUCUGGUGGCUCGAUUCCCUCGCUGAGAGCACGCCGAUGAUUGCGACUCCUCUCAUGAUGUGAGCCACCAGCAUCCCUCCCCUCCAUCCAUCCAUCCAUCCAUCUAUCCUUCCAUCCCUCCUCAUUCUGCUCCUGCUGCCACUGGAGCAGGCUUUCCUUCCUCAGGCUACACCGGGGAAGAGGAGUCCCACACGAAAGAGUUAGGUGGAUUUUUGGGAAGAUUCUUUCUGUUCUCGUGGCGGCGGGGAGGUUUGGAGAAGCAACAUAUGUAACUGGAGUUUGAGUGGAGCAUCUUUUUUUUGUUGUUGUUGUUGCGUGGAAUCUUCCUUUAAAGUGUACCAGGAGAUUUUAAAGAUGUAGAGGGAAGACUGUGUGCUGGAACCAGGCAUUGUACUCUGAGGAAGAAGCUACCUUCAUGAAAAACUACACAACCUGCAAGAUCCAAGUCCUCAUCGGUGUUGUCUUUGCUUCAGUUGUCAAAAUGGCACUUGAUCGGUAGCUCUUUGCUACUUGUUUGACAUUUGUCCUUCUCCCAAAGCUUUCCCACUGCUGACAAUACUUAGGUAGACUUCACUUCAAUCAGACAAACCACUCCCUGCAAUGGAUCGCCUGUGUCCGGGUGAAGGCGUGAGCCGGACGCAGGCCCUCGUCGGCAAACUGUAGCCAUCUGGAUUUUGUUCAACUUGCUUCCUGUGAUUUUAUUCUGGAGUUAUUCUUUAUUUGGACCAGGGAUGGAUGUACCGGAAGCCAGCAAGCAUGGCAAGAAGUCGACAAGUCAAAAGCUGGAGGACCAGAAAAAGAUUUACACAGACUGGGCCAAUCACUACCUGGCCAAGUCUGGCUGUCCACGCCUCAUCAAGGACCUGAGCCAGGACGUCACCGAUGGAGUCCUGCUGGCACAGAUCAUCCAGAUCAUAGCGAAUGAGAAGGUGGAGGAUAUCAAUGGCAGCCCCAGGAGCCAGUCGCAAAUGAUCGAGAAUGUGGACGCCUGCCUCAGUUUCCUGGACGCCAGAGGAGUGAAUGUACAAGGGCUCUCAGCAGAAGAGAUCAGGAAUGGCAACCUAAAGAGCAUCCUGGGCCUCUUCUUCAUCCUGUCGCGCUACAAGCAGCAGCAGCAACAGCAGCAGCAGUACUACCAGUCUCUGGUGGAGCUCAGCCAGCAGACCAGCAGCACCGCACCGUCCGCCAGCAGCCUCAAGACACAAGACAUGCAGUCCAGUCUCACAGCACGAUAUGCAAGUCCUCCAGGUCACGGUGGAAUAGGGUCACCGCAGAAGAAAAACACAAGGUUACCAGGGCCCUCCAGAGUACCUGCUGCAGGCAGCGGGGCAUCCAGGAGCCCAGGCUCAUCCAAUCUCAACCGUCGGAGCCAGAGCUUCAACAGCAUCGACAAGAGCAAGCCUCUUCAGUAUGCCAGUGGCAAUGAUAGAGAGGCAGUGAGAGGCAUCCCAGUACCCAGUGGGAUGAAUGGGAGUGGUAUCGGUGGGAUGGUUCCCACCAGCCUCAGUGGGCAGCAGCUGGCCUCUGCCAUCCCUUCACCCACAGCUGGAAAGUCGUGGCGCAGCAAGUCCAUGAACCUCAAGCACAGUGCCACUUCAUCCAUGCUGGCAAGCCCUACACACACCCCUUCCACCACCCCAUCGCCUCAGGCCCCGGAAGGCCUUCAGCAACAUGGAAGCGAUGGGUCAAAAGUAGGCUCAGGUGUUGCACCUCCCCAGAGGUCAAUGUUAGAGAAGUUUCGCCUGAUUAACCCUAGAUCCGCUUCAAGAGCAUCACCAUCUAUGGCGGAAAUGGCUCUACAGGAGGAAGAUGACCUGUCAGAGUACGGUGAAGAUGGAUUGACGCCUACGGGGUCGGUGUGCAGCAGUGGUAGUAGCAGUGCUACAGCCAAACAGAUGCCAACAAAGACCCCCGCGUCAUCCCUCACUGCACCGAGCAAAACGUCCUCAUCCUCCUCUUCAUUUUCAAAGACUUCUGCAAAUGGCAGCAGGUCCAUGGCCCCGAGCAAAGACAAGGAGGACAAAAGCAGGACUGGGAAAUCUGGGAAGGACAACUCUCCGCCUAAAGAGGAGCGUGAGACAUUUGCCGACUCUAGCAAGAAAUCCUCCAAAAUCGCCAGCCUCAUCCCCAAGGGAGGGAAGUCAUCAUCUGGGAAGAAAGACAGCGGUGCCCCCUCGGCUUCCAGCGGCAUCCCAAAGCCAGGACUUAAAGCUCCCUCCACGACAACGGCAAAGCCUCAGGGUCAGUCCCAGACCCAAAACCAGGCCGCCUUAAACAGCAGCGGCAACAUGCGAUCAGGAGACGGGGAGAGAGCCAAACUGACGAAAGGAGGACAGAGUGGGAGUUUUUACAUCCAGCGCUCCAUUGGGGCCCCAGAGGGCAAACGGACCAGCAUGACGUCAUCCACCAGCACCUCAGCUCUGUCCGGGUCUAGUGGGAUGCUAGGAGGAGGAGGAGGCGGAGGAGCAGCUCUUGGAGGGAAUGGAGUCGUUCAGCUUCCUCAGCAGCAGCAGCACAACCACCCCAAUACUGCCACUGUGGCCCCCUUCAUGUACAGGACAUUCUCAGAAAAUGACUGCACCAUGGUGGCCCCAGCCGACCCCUGCCUCAGCCCCACCAAGGGAGAGCUAGUCUACAGCAAGACAGCCAAACAGUGCCUGGAGGAGAUAUCAGGAGAGGACCCUGAGACGAGACGUAUGAGGACAGUGAAGAACAUCGCUGACCUGCGGCAGAACCUGGAAGAAACCAUGUCCAGUCUACGGGGGACACAGAUCAGCCACAGUACACUAGAAACCACCUUUGACACCACGGUAACCACUGAGGUCAACGGGCGGAGCAUACCAGCACUUGCCGCCCGCUCCUCCCCCAUGGCCUGGCGUCUGGGCCAAUCACAAACCCCACGACUCCAGGCAGGCGACGCCCCCUCAAUGCCCAGCGGCUACGCUGCGCCCAGGGCAGGCACAACGGGCGCUGGCACCACCACAGGGCGCUACAGUGGGCACUCGGACCCCUCCAGGUUUGUGUACAGCGCCCCCCUGAGGCGAGCAGCAGCAGCAGCAGGGGCUAAGGGGGCGGAGCAGGGAGACAAGGGAGAAGGAGGGCUGGAAGGAGGGAAGCAGAUGGAGGUGGCAGGGUACAUGAGUGAUGGGGACAUCCUAGGGAAGAACAGCCGGAUGGAUGUGAUCACCAGCGGAUACCUAACAGACGGUGGUCUCCAUCUGUAUGCACGGAACACAGGUCGAGCCUCGGAUGUAGCCUCUUCUCGGGAAAUAUCCCAGAGAGGAAGUAAAGAGAUGCAGGGUGACAUCGACAGUUGGGAUGACAGCAGCUCAGUAAGCAGCGGCCUCAGCGACACAUUGGACAACAUCAGUACCGAUGAUCUGAACACACCUGCAUACUCCGCCGUCAGCUCAUCACGCAAAAGCAAGGGAGCACAGUCCCAGAAAGGAAGCCGGUCCAAGCAUGCCGAGCAGGAGGUGAGCAGCAGUUGGGCCGGAGCCGAGGACCUGAAGAAGGUGGAGGAGGAGCUGGACGCAAGCAUGGAUCCCAGCAGUGGCUCCUCUCGCUGGAAGCCUUCCUCAUCCUCCUCUUCCUCCCAAACCCAGGGCCAGUAUGAGGACGCCGGUCAGAAGGCGGCUGCGUUGGCCCAGAUGUCCCAAACAGGUUCGUGGAGAAGGGGCAUGACUGCCCAGGUGGGCAUCACACCACCCAGGACCAAGGGUACCUCCGCUGCCCUCAAAACACCAGGCAAAACUGAUGAUGCUAAGGCCUCGGAGAAGGGCAAGGUGCCUUCCAAGAGUUCGGCUGGCAUCCAGCGCUCACCCUCAGAUGCCGGGAGAAGUAGUGGAGAUGAAGGCAAGAAACCUCCUUCUGGCAUUGGACGCCCCCCCACCACCGGCUCCUUUGGUUACAAGAAGAUCCCAGGUCCCACCGGCACACUAAUCACCUCUAGUGGUGCAACACUCGCCAGUGGAUCAGCCACCCUUGGAAAAGCGCCCAAAUCCUCAGCUGCCCUCGGCAAAGGCACAAGCAUCAGCGGUGUGCGCAAGACCAGCUUGGAUGGCUCACAGCCGCAGGAUGAUGGCAUUCUGCUCAGCUGCAGUGGCUCCAAAGUGACCCUGCAGUACCGCUCUCUACCCAGACCAGCCAAAUCCUCCAGUGGGGUGGCAGCAGGGCGCAGCGGGCAUCGCUCCAGCUCCAGCAGCAUCGACUCAAAUGUCAGUGGCAAGUCGGCAGGUGGAGCAACAACACAAGCCGGCGCCAAACGCAGGGAUGGAAAAGUAGGCUCAGACCGCUCGAGUCCCGUCACCAUCAACCAGACAGACAAGGAGAAAGUGGGAGUGUCAGAUCAAGACCCAGCAGCAGGACUGUCCACCUCCCCCAAAUCCAGCCCCACGUCCAGUUCCACAGGCCAGUCAGGCCUCAGGCAGCCUGGCUCCAAGUACCCCGAUAUUGCCUCUCCUACCUUUCGCAGAUUGUUUGGCACCAAAGCCAGCAGCAAGGCCAGCUCUCCGGGCACGCCCGACUCUGGCAAGUGCCCCUCAAUACUGGGCAGCCCCCACGGCACACUGGCGAGGCAAGCCAGUCUGGACUCGCCCUCCUCUGGCACGGGGAGCCUGGGUAGCGCUGGCGGCCUGAGCGGUGGUAGCAGCCCACUGUACGGUAAAACCCCAGAUCUGUGCACUGACUCCCCGGCCUCCAGCCCGGCCUCUGGCCUCUCCCUGCCCUCCAACGCUCGGCCCUGGCCUGCCUGUAGCUCAUCAGCUGGCAGCAAGGACACACUGAGCUGCCAAAGCAUGACCAGUCUGCACACCAGCUCUGAGUCCAUUGAUAUGCCGCUGGGCCACCAUGGGCCCAAGGUGACACGAACCGGCAGUGUCAAGUCCACCCUGUCUGAGGGCAUGCCUCUUGACAGAAACACGCUUCCCAAAAAGGGACUGAGGUACCCUCCGUCCUCCCGGCAAACGUCGCAUGAGGAAGGGAAGGAGUGGUUGAGGUCUCAUUCAACAGGAGGCCUUCAGGAUACUGGUAGUCAGUCUCCACUGUCUCCACCAGGGGCUUCCUGUACCACCACUGGAAAAUACCACUACUCCAACCUAUUGAGCCCCACCAACAUCAGCCAGUAUAAUCUGCCACCAGGCAGCAGCAGCAUGAGCCGCUCCAACAGUAUCCCUGCCCAGGACUCCUUUGACCUGUACGGCGAAGGUCACCCACUGGGUGGCAGUGCAACCUCCCUGGAGGACAGACCGCGAGCCAUCAGCCGCUCUGGCUCCUUCAGAGACAGCACUGACGAAGUCCAUGGCUCUUCAUUGUCUCUGGUCUCCAGCACAUCAUCAUUGUACUCUGCGACGGAGGAAAAAGCCCACUCAGAGGGCCAAACAGUCCAAAAUUCCACGCAAAUCAGAAAGCUGCGCCGGGAGCUGGACGCCUCUCAGGAGAAGGUGGCGACCCUGACGUCUCAGCUGGCUGCCAACGCUCACCUGGUGGCAGCCUUCGAGAAGAGCCUGAGUAACAUGACCUGCCGCCUGCAGAGCCUCACCAUGACCGCUGAACAAAAGGAAUCUGAGUUGGUUGAGUUGAGGGAAACAAUAGAGACGCUGAAGACUCAGAACACAGAUGCUCAAACAGCUAUCCAGGUGGCACUAAAUGGCCCGGACCACCUCCACAAAGACCUGCGGAUUAGACGACAGCACUCAUCAGAAAGCAUGUCCAGUAUUAACAGCACAGCCAGUCACUCCAGCAUGGGCAGCUUGGGCAAGGACGCUGAAGACAAGAAGAAGAAGAAGAAGAGCUGGGUGGCUGAUUCCAUCCCAGCUCAGCUCCGCAGCUCCUUCAAGCAGGCGUUCAGCAAGAAGAAAACUAAAUCGCAGUCGGCUCAUGACGAGAUGGAGGAGAUGACUGACUCUCUGCCAUCCUCGCCCAAGCUGCAGCAUGACAACAGGCAAGGCAGCAUUGCCACGCUGCGUUCUUCACCCUCUACCACAGAACUGUGCGAAUGCACCGAGGCCGAGGCUGAAAUCAUCCUCCAGCUGAAGAAUGAGCUCAGGGAGAAAGAGCUCAAGUUGACAGACAUCCGCCUGGAGGCGCUUAGCUCGGCCCACCACCUGGACCAGAUCCGAGAGGCCAUGAAUCGCAUGCAGAAUGAGAUUGAGAUGCUGAAAGCGGAAAACGAUCGUCUCAAGUCCAGCGGUAACGCCACGCCAACAGCCACGCCAGUCAAGACAGCCCGUCCGCCCUCUGAGACCUCCAGCACCUCCUCGUCCUCCUCACGUCAAUCCUUGGGGUUAUCACUCAACAACCUCAACAUCACAGACACCAUCAUGUCAGACAUUCUGCUGGACGACAGCUACGAGGGCAAUCUGCGCAAAGAAGGCCGGAAUGUGCGGAUAGUGGUUACCAUCAGCAGUGGGCCAAAUACCACCAAGGGCACACAAAGCCAGGAGUACCUGAUUGGGUCUAUAGGUGUGAGUGGAAAAACCAAGUGGGACGUGCUGGAUGGAGUCAUUCGACGCCUCUUCAAAGAGUAUGUGUUUCGAGUGGAUCCUCUGACUAGUCUGGGUCUCAGCUCAGACAGCAUCGUCUGCUACAGGAUGGGUGAGGUGAUUCGCUCCCACACCUCCGAAGUGCCUGAGCUGCUGCCCUGCGGCUACCUGGUGGGCGACAACAAUGUCAUCAAGGUCAACCUGAAAGGUGUGAAGGAGAACAGCAUUGACAGCCUCGUGUUUGAUACGCUCAUCCCAAAGCCCAUCAUCCAGAGGUACCUCAACCUGUUGAUGGAGCACCGUCGGAUCAUCCUCUCAGGACCCAGCGGCACCGGUAAAUCCUUCCUGGCUGCCAAGCUGGCCGAGUACAUCAUUUCCCAGAUGGGGCAGGAGGUGACGGAGCACAACGUGGCCAGCUUCAAUGUGGACCAGAACUCCAGCAAGGACCUGCGUCAGUACCUGUCCAACCUGGCAGAGCAGUGUAACUCUGAGGAGACGGACACAGAGCUCCCCACUGUGGUCAUCCUGGACAACCUCCACCACAUCGGCUCCCUCAGCGACAUAUUCAACGGCUUCCUCAACUGCAAGUACCACAAAUGCCCGUAUGUCAUAGGAACCAUGAACCAGGGAGUGUCCUCCUCUCCUAACCUCGAGCUGCACCACAACUUCAGGUGGGUGCUGUGCACCAACCACACCGAGCCAGUCAAAGGUUUCCUGGGCCGAUUCCUGAGGCGGAAGCUGAUAGAGACGGAGAUCGAUAAGAACAUGCGCAGCAAUGACCUGAUUAAGAUCAUUGACUGGAUGCCCAAGACCUGGCAUCACCUCAACAGCUUCCUGGAGGCACACAGCUCCUCAGAUGUCACUAUAGGCCCUCGUCUCUUCCUGUCCUGUCCUAUGGAUGCAGAAGGUUCUCGGGUUUGGUUCACUGACCUGUGGAACUACUCCCUGGUGCCCUACCUGCUGGAGGCUGUCAGGGAAGGACUUCAGCUGUACGGCAAAAGAGCCGCAUGGGAGGAUCCAUCCAAGUGGGUGAACGAUACGUAUCCGUGGAAUGCUGCCUUCCUGCAGCAGGAGGGCCAGUCGCUGCUCCAGCUCAGGCCGGAGGACGUAGGAUACGACGGCUACAGCUCGUCCAAGGAGGGAGCCUCGUCCAAGCAGGUGUCUCAGAGCGACACCGAGGGAGAUCCGCUGAUGAACAUGCUGCUACGGCUGCAGGAGGCAGCUAACUACUCCAGCACGCAGAGCUGCGACAGCGACAGCACGAGUCACCAUGACGACCAGCUGGACUCCUCGCUGGAGUCAGCACUAUGAGACCCAGAGCUGCGCUGGCAUCACCCAGAACCCCCAGAACCUGGGCACCUUCGAACCCCCAUCACUAGCAGACACCCCUACAGCCCACAGAUGUAUUCUAUAUGAAAAGUUCUAUUAUCCAAAUGGUACACCCACCAUUUGACAGAAAAUGAAUAUUUUUACUUUAAUGAUGGUGCAAUAUUAAACCAAAUUAUUUUAUGUAUAAGGAGCAGUCGCCAACUUGGUCCUCAGAAAUGACAAACAGUGACAAGUUGGAUUACUUUACUGAGAUCAAAUCAUUUUUAGCGGAUGUAUAGCAUUUUAAGGAUACAACUUUUCAUAUAUGUAGGCGGGGUGUGUCUGAUACGGGACUUUAGUUCCUCUGAAGUUGACUUCCAAGGAGUGAAUCACGUUUUGUGCUCGGCCCUGAUGAGCCACAGUUCACGCCGUUAAUGUAACGUUGGAUCUCGAAAAGGAAGCCAAGAGUCUGACGUGACAAAACUGGAUUUUUUAUUUAGCCAGUUAUAUCUUCAGAUGUUUACAUUGGGGGGGGGGGGGCAGGUUCUGUUGUUUAUGUCUAUCCUUGUUUACAGAGGUGCUUCUCACAGACACAUACACUCAUAGAAAUGCACUUACACAGGCAGGAGGAGGAGGCUCUCCUUUAAUCGGAGACUUUUUAAUCGGUUCAGUCCCUCAGUUGAGUAACAAUCCAGCCUGCUAGAGUGCCAUCGAGCAAGGCAAUGUCUAGAGCAAGACCCCCCACAUACUGAGGGAGGCAAUGAGAGGAGGAUACUGCAGAGUUUUCAGGUGAUGUCACGCCCUCUGGUGCUCACAGUGAAUGUUUCAUCACAGAUCAUCAGAUUAAGCUCAUGUUUGCUGUAGUUUACUGAACUGACUCCUCACACGAGUAAAGUUUAAGGCUCAAGGAUACUUCUUUUUGCCUCACUGUUUACCACUGUAUCACCCUUUUUUUGCCAUCUGAUGGUUGAUUUACAUUUAUGAGGCCUUUGCAGCCCAACUAGGAUUCACAGUAUUCGAACUCACACACUCCUCCUGCCCUCAGCUCAGUGGUCAGUUGAGCCUCAUGGUGCUGGUCUCCUGCUCUGAACCUCCUCAGUGUCAGGCACUGCCAAGCCGCUCCUCGCUGCCCCUCAUGCCAACAACAAGCACAACGAAAGCGCAUUGUCUGUGUGUCAUCCAGCUACACUGCUACUGUGAAGAAAACAUGGAAAAGUGCCAAUGUUUCCCUUUGAUUCGACUGCCAAACGCGCACACCCACAGACUUUACAUCACAAUGCAGAGCUGACCACGGUUGUAGACUUAGAUUAAGUUGUUCCCGGCCAUCCACAUAACACAGCUUGCUGCCGUUCUUUAGCUUUGAACGCACCGUGAGAGCAGCAGGCGGCGCCCUCUGCGGCUCGUCACGGGGAUAGCCACAUUUCUUUUGGCAUUUAUUCCAAGCAGCACGGAGAGCCGCACAGUUUGGUGCAACAGGCAAAUUCAGAAGGUGACGGGAAAGCACCAAACGGACUCAAAGUGAAAUAAUAUUAAAGUGAGCAUUCAGAGACUUCCUGGCCCUUGAUAGACGCUCUAGUCCAGCAUCUGCAUCCAUCUGUGUCCAUGAGGUACCAAAAUCAAAAGUAUUGCCUCUUUAUACACGAUCAGCCAAAGAGCUGAAUAAGGGAACAAGGAUAUUGGUGCUUUCUCACUGCCUUAAAUGUGCAAAUGUUUUUGAAGCAUCCUCUGCUCCCAUUGAUUGAAGUGAGAAGAAGAGAUGCUAAUGUCAGAUGACGAUGAUGAUGAUCUGCUUCCUGCUACGUCAAAGAUGCUGCUUGUAGUCAGAAAAAACAGCCACUUUUUUUGUCCUCUUUCCCUCCUCCUCCCUCUAAAGCACCCUUUCUUCUUUCUGACAGUUAGAGUAUAACAGAGUUGAUGCUGUAUUUGAAUUUAAAACUGACCAAUAUCGUUAAAAAAAAAACAAAAAAAACCAAAACGGUUUAAACAUAAAUGGGGGUGGGGUAUUUUUUAGUUGUUAUUUUGCACCCAGUUGAGCUGGGCUCACUUGAACUGACAGGAGCACAACCAAACUGUUUAGGGUUUUCUAGCCUGAUGAGCAUGUUUUGAAGCUUUUUAAAGGGGAUGCAUUAAGAAGCGACCUUUACCUUUAUGUAUGCGUGUAUUGGACGGAAGCCAUUUUGAAUUUUGAUUGUCCUCUCUUUGUUUAUCGAGUGGGCUGGUUUUGCACACUUUGAGGUCGGGGUGGGUUGUAAAUACUUAAGUCUUGCACAGUGAAUCAAAGAUGCAUUCUGCCCUGUUGAUGUUACAAUAUGCUUAACCCGCUGAGUAAAUUAUUGUACUUUGAAAACAGAGAGAAAAAAAAAUGCAACAACUCUACACGCUGUCAGAAACAGGUGUGCGUCUUGUGGUGAUUGGAUGUUUUGCCAAUGCAGGAGGCAUACGGUGUACAGUAAGAAACAGUUUUUUAACUCACUAAAAAUCACAACCUGAGAACAAAAAAGAGGCACUUCUCCAGUAUUCCUCAUCCUGCCAUGAUUUCUCUGGACCCUCUCUGUCUUUAGGAAUGCCCGUUGUUCCUUAGAAGCACCUCCUCUCUGGACAUUCUGACCCGAGCUUACCGCCACGUUAGGCUUGUUAGCUGUUCCGAGGCACUGAAGCUGACCUGACACCGUACUGUAUACAUUUACCAACAAUCCUACAGGUGCUACUGGUCAAUUAAAACCCAUCAGAGACCAAGAAGUCAUGUUGUCACAACCUCAGGACAAUCCUCUCCUCUACAAUCCUACCUGUGUUCAGCUUCACACGUGUCUCAGCAGCCAAGCCUCUGAUGGUUCACACAGAUUUCCGGCCACCCCGCGUCUGCAAGGGUGUGUAGUUGCAUGCCAAGGGGGUAGUUACCGUGGUUACAGGUCGCUCCUCACCUAGACCCAUGUAUCAAACUUAUCUACACUCCUGUUGUAGGCCAUUAGUCCCCAAGCUAGCCGAGCUUUGACACCGUUAACAGUGUACACCAUAGUGUUGAUGAUCAACUGGUAAUUUUUCCCACUUACACUUUGCAGUUACAUCUCAGUUGAAAACCAUAGCAUUUACUCUGGUUUGAGAGAAAGUUUUUCUUCUUUUUGGGUGAAACAUUUGUCCUUAAAUGUUUUAUAUUUUGUACAUUUGUAUGUAACAUAUCAUGUAAAUAGACAGAGACAGUGAUUUAACUCAUCUGGAGGAUUUUGUAGUCUUUGUAAAGCCCUAAUAAAUGGUAUUUGGUGUCACACAAGCAAAUGA
Molecule: messenger RNA, 11122 nt
Organism: Acanthochromis polyacanthus (spiny chromis)
Lineage: Eukaryota; Metazoa; Chordata; Actinopteri; Pomacentridae
Gene: nav3
Product: neuron navigator 3
Exons: 41
Coding region: 788-7849 (2353 amino acids)
Biological process (GO): nervous system development; neurogenesis
Molecular function (GO): ATP binding; ATP hydrolysis activity; protein binding
Source: RefSeq, a predicted model, not a curated record